This is a messenger RNA of Balaenoptera musculus (blue whale), 2423 nucleotides long. It is a transcript of the gene DDX5, whose product is annotated as DEAD-box helicase 5. Gene Ontology annotation, biological process: alternative mRNA splicing, via spliceosome. Lineage: Eukaryota; Metazoa; Chordata; Mammalia; Artiodactyla; Balaenopteridae. The record is from RefSeq and is a predicted model, not a curated record. Gene Ontology annotation, molecular function: RNA helicase activity; RNA binding; ATP binding. Gene Ontology annotation, cellular component: nucleus; cytoplasm; ribonucleoprotein complex. The coding region runs from base 276 to 2120 and encodes 614 amino acids. The transcript is spliced from 14 exons.
GAGGCGGCCGUUUGCGGGCUCUAGAUACUAUUCUCCACCGGCCAGAUCCCGCUAAGGGGAUCUCGGGUCGGUGGGUUUGACAGCCCGGGUCACCCAGCAGCCCAGGCCGAUCUCCCGAGGGCAUUAGCACAGCACUUCCGUACCGGUUCUUGUCAUCGCCGUCCGUCCGCUGCUGCCGCCCCCGCAAGGCUUCGCCGUCGCCGGAGCCACUUCCAGCGACUCGCCGCGCUCGAUUCUCUUCGCUUCGCUCCCCGCCAACCGCAACCAUUGACGCCAUGUCGGGUUAUUCGAGUGACCGAGACCGCGGCCGGGAUCGAGGGUUUGGUGCCCCUCGAUUUGGAGGAAGUAGGGCAGGGCCCUUAUCUGGAAAGAAGUUUGGAAACCCUGGGGAGAAACUGGUUAAAAAGAAGUGGAAUCUUGAUGAGCUGCCCAAAUUUGAGAAGAAUUUUUAUCAGGAACACCCUGAUUUGGCUAGGCGCACAGCACAAGAGGUAGAGACAUACAGAAGAAGCAAGGAAAUUACAGUCAGAGGUCACAACUGUCCAAAGCCAGUACUGAAUUUUUAUGAAGCGAACUUCCCUGCAAACGUCAUGGAUGUGAUUGCAAGGCAGAACUUUACUGAACCUACAGCUAUUCAAGCUCAGGGAUGGCCAGUUGCUCUAAGUGGAUUGGAUAUGGUUGGGGUAGCACAAACUGGAUCUGGGAAGACAUUGUCUUAUUUGCUGCCUGCCAUUGUCCACAUCAAUCAUCAGCCAUUUCUAGAGAGAGGUGAUGGGCCUAUUUGCUUGGUGCUGGCACCAACUCGGGAACUGGCCCAACAGGUACAGCAAGUAGCUGCUGAAUACUGUAGAGCAUGUCGCUUGAAGUCCACUUGUAUUUAUGGUGGUGCUCCCAAGGGACCACAGAUACGUGAUUUGGAGAGAGGUGUGGAGAUCUGUAUUGCAACACCUGGAAGACUGAUUGACUUCUUAGAAUGUGGGAAAACCAAUCUAAGAAGAACCACCUACCUUGUCCUUGAUGAAGCAGAUAGAAUGCUUGAUAUGGGAUUCGAACCCCAAAUAAGGAAGAUUGUGGAUCAGAUAAGACCUGAUAGGCAAACCCUAAUGUGGAGUGCUACUUGGCCAAAAGAAGUAAGACAGCUUGCUGAAGAUUUCUUGAAAGACUAUAUUCAUAUAAACAUUGGUGCACUAGAACUGAGUGCAAAUCACAACAUUCUUCAGAUUGUGGAUGUGUGUCAUGACGUAGAAAAGGAUGAAAAGCUUAUUCGUUUAAUGGAAGAGAUCAUGAGUGAGAAGGAGAAUAAAACCAUUGUUUUCGUUGAAACCAAAAGAAGAUGUGAUGAACUCACUAGAAAAAUGAGGAGAGAUGGGUGGCCUGCCAUGGGUAUCCAUGGUGACAAGAGUCAGCAGGAGCGUGACUGGGUUCUAAAUGAAUUCAAACAUGGAAAGGCUCCUAUUCUGAUUGCUACAGAUGUGGCCUCCAGAGGGCUAGAUGUGGAAGAUGUGAAAUUUGUCAUCAAUUAUGACUACCCUAACUCCUCAGAGGAUUAUAUUCAUCGAAUUGGAAGAACUGCUCGCAGUACCAAAACAGGCACAGCAUACACUUUCUUUACACCUAAUAACAUAAAGCAAGUGAGCGACCUUAUCUCUGUGCUUCGUGAAGCUAAUCAAGCAAUUAAUCCCAAAUUGCUUCAGUUGGUCGAAGACAGAGGUUCAGGUCGUUCCAGGGGUAGAGGAGGCAUGAAGGAUGACCGUCGGGACAGAUACUCUGCGGGCAAAAGGGGUGGAUUUAAUACAUUUAGAGACAGGGAAAAUUAUGACCGAGGUUACUCUAGUCUGCUUAAGAGAGAUUUUGGGGCAAAAACUCAAAAUGGUGUUUACAGUGCUGCAAAUUACACCAAUGGGAGCUUUGGAAGUAAUUUUGUGUCUGCUGGUAUACAGACCAGUUUUAGGACUGGUAAUCCAACAGGGACUUACCAGAAUGGUUAUGACAGCACUCAGCAAUAUGGAAGUAAUGUUCCAAAUAUGCACAAUGGUAUGAACCAACAGGCAUAUGCAUAUCCUGCUACUGCAGCUGCGCCUAUGAUUGGUUAUCCAAUGCCAACAGGAUAUUCUCAAUAAGACUUUAGAAGUAUAUGUAAAUGUCUGUUUUUCAUAAUUGCUCUUUAUAUCGUGUGUUAUCAGACAAGAUAGUUAUUUAAGAAACAUGGGAAAUGCAGAAAUGACUGCAGUGCAGCAGUAAUUAUGGUGCACUUUUUCGCUAUUUAAGUUGGAUAUUUCUCUACAUUCCUGAAACAAUUUUUAGGUUUUUUUUGUACUAGAAAAUGCAGGCAGUGUUUUCACAAAAGUAAAUGUACAGUGAUUUGAAAUACAAUAAAUGAAGGCAAUGCAUGGCCUUCCAAUAAAAAAUAUUUGAAGACUGAA